AUGAUCGACCUGGUCCGGGUUGAUUCCAUGCUGAAACAGUGGUCGAUCCACUCCGCCGCGAGGAUGCUGAUUAGUGAAUCUUUCGCAACCCAGAUUGCAACAAUGCAGCCGAGCAGGGGUGGCUCGUAUUCUGGUCGUCCGGAGCUCAGUCUUGCAUCUGGAAAUAUUCGUCAACGCUUGUUUGCCAUCCUGCUUCCCCUCCCUCUCCCACCCCCACUAUCUGUCUGGAUGGACAGCAUACGCAGACGAGAGGAGUCGACGACACGCAAGGGUAGGCCCAAGGGAUCCAAGAAUAAGAAGAGUUCGAGCCUGGAUAAGUCGAAGAGCGAUCGGAAUCGCACCAAUACCAUAGAAACUGCCGCCGGCGUCGGACCACGCCCAAAUGAGACGGUCACGGCGAUGCUAUCAGACCAGCACAUCUCUAUAGCGGAUGGGAUAUGCUCGCCACUGGGGCUAGAAAGGUGGAAUGAUCUGGUGGAGGAGAAUUUCUUAACAGAUCCCGACGACAACGGCUUUCUCAGUAAUAUCUCAACCUCCGACUUUUCUUGGGAGCAGCCCAGCGAUAUCUUUGACAGGCUGGAGAUUGAAACCGGGAUGAGGGGCUGUGAGCCAGACUCAUCAAUCUUUGCUCUGGAUUACGAAGGACCUUAUUCCGAUACCCCAGGACCCGGCAUGACGCAACUGGGUGACAUUCCGUUCGUAGAGUUAAGGAAUCGCGUUGCGCAAGAUACAUCCCGGCCACUAUGCGACGUGUUUCCACGGCCACGACUCGAAGCGCAGAGCUACAAUCCCAUCGAGACCUGCACAUGCGUCGACCAGCAUGCCCGGUUUCUUUCCCAAUUGAGGAAGAUCGAGGGGAACCACUAUGCAGCGUCGGUCCCGACCAUUCUACAGGCGACCCAGGACAGCAAGGCCCUCUGGCAACGACUGGUCAACUGCCCGGCUUGUCGACACGAUCGGGAGUGCGUGGCUGUGCUGAUGUUUGCGAUGGGCUUACGAACCAUCGUGCGAUGCUUGCAGGCGCUGGUAUCUGACCAACAGUCGGUUCUACAACGGCCUCCACAUCACAGUCGCUGGGGACAACAUGCGCCGUCGGUCUCAAGUGGCGGCUCAUCUAUCAGCAGUCCACACUCGCUUAGUACUGGAAGCGACCGAAGCGCGGCUUUUGAGUCCGUAAGCACAGGCUUCAGUCGAAGCCGACGAGGGAGCGGGCUCAGCACGAACACGAUCCGCGUGGGGAACUUUGAAGUGCCUGAAGACGAGCAGGUUUUUCUGGUCACCGUGCUCAUCACACGCACGCUCGGCAAGAUCCGGACCGUUUACGAAUCCAUGGCAGAUUAUAUCGGACGGGUCCACGGCAGCUCGCCCUUGAAUAUCGGGCCCAGCGACAAACGACCGAUUCAUUAUGUGCUGGAGGACCUACGACGACUAGUGGCGACAACCGAGGGCUUCGUCCGGGGUCUCGUGGACAGAUAG
Molecule: messenger RNA, 1476 nt
Organism: Aspergillus affinis
Lineage: Eukaryota; Fungi; Ascomycota; Eurotiomycetes; Eurotiales; Aspergillaceae
Exons: 3
Coding region: 1-1476 (491 amino acids)
Source: RefSeq, a predicted model, not a curated record